AGAUGGCCGCGCCGCCGGGGCACUCUGGGACUUCUGGGACUUCUGGGACCUCUCUGCAGGGAUCUUGUUCGGCGUCUGCUCUCGUCCCACCCGCCCGUACCAACUUGCUCACCUCGGCGAUUGAUGGAGUAAAAAAAGAGAAGAGCUUCACCUUUCACGCCUUACAAGGUAGCUAUAGGAAGCCCGCUCGGUGAAAAUCGUACGAUCUCACCAAUCAAAGGCCUCGAGAUUUCUCAUUACUGAAUAUCUUCAAUUGCACCUUUCAACGUCGCUCCCUCAUCCUCAUACGACCCUCCUCUCUGUUUUGAGGUCUAAUAAGUCUCGACGUCAUCAACUCCUUCUCCGCAGACACUGAACGUAAAGCGACCGGCGCCCCGGUCGACAAUGCCAGGAGAAUGGCAACGCACGACAAGAUGAAGAGCGCCGAGGCCGACGACGCCGCGUGGGAAGCUACCCGGGGAGCCUUCAUCGGCGCCGCGAGAUGGGGUCUCGGAGCCGCCGUCGUGGGCGCCUUUGCGUACAAGUUCUCGCCUCUGUACAAGGGCCUCACCAUUCAGUUCAAGAUCUAUAUGCAAAUGUCAGCCAUGGUGCUGGGAAGCAUGCUGGAGGCGGACAGCAGGUUACGAGAGUAUGAGGCCCGGGUCAGAUUGCAGAAGCGCAUUCUGAGGGAUAGGGCCAAGUGGGAGAGAUUUGAACGGGAAUUUUAUGAGAAUUCCAACGAGAAGAAAUGAACAGUCACCAUCACAGGCGAAUAAACCGAAAUUGAUCACUCUCCAAAGGACUAUUGAUCUCAACCUGUAUUUCAUAGUAUUGUAUAACAUUGGACAGUCA
Colletotrichum godetiae is the source of this 831-nucleotide messenger RNA. RefSeq lists its product as uncharacterized. The transcript has 2 exons. The coding region runs from base 396 to 731 and encodes 111 amino acids. The record is from RefSeq and is a predicted model, not a curated record. Lineage: Eukaryota; Fungi; Ascomycota; Sordariomycetes; Glomerellales; Glomerellaceae.